AAUGGGAAAAAUAGUGAAUUUUUAGUAGUGAUCGAGUAUGUGUUUGUCUAGAUUACAUACAAAUAUCUUUAAGAUAACAUUCUUUACUUAUAUAUCGAACAAAGAAAAAUCUCUCUAAAUUAAACUUCCUAGAAAAGAUUUUUCUUCGUACCGAACACGCCCUAAAGUCCAUGCACUUCGGUAUCGACUUACUGUUCCUUUUCUAUAAAAGGAGCCAUUUUCUUUGGAGAUAUACGAAACAAAAAAUAAACAACCUCUACUUCUCUCUAUUAAUUAAUUAAUUAAUUAAUAAGAGAGUAUAGUACUAUAAUUUUGUUGAUUAAUAAGCUAGAAGGAAGAAGAAAGAUGGUGAUUUUUCAUGAAUAUCUGUUUUCUACUCUAAUCACUUUGUUUUUUGGACUGUUUUUGUUGUAUAAUCUCAUUAGGAAGACAAUUAUAAUGAAGAGCAACAAAACUUCAAAUAAUUUAGGAGUAGCAAUUGAUAAUGAAUGUUUAGAUGAUGAAGGGAAAACAGAUGUUAUCAUUGUUGGUGCUGGUGUUGCUGGUGCUGCUUUAGCCUGCACUCUUGCCAAGGAUGGGCGACGAGUUCACGUGAUAGAGAGGGACUUGAGUGAACCAGAUAGAAUGGUUGGUGAACUUCUACAGCCUGGUGGCUAUCUCAAAUUACUUGACUUAGGCCUUCAAGAUUGUUUGAAAGAUAUAGAUGCUCAAAGAGUAGUUGGACAAACUCUUUACAACGAGGAGGGAAAGCAUAUUAUGUUGUCAUAUCCAUUAGAGAAGUUUCAUGCAGAUGCAGGUGUGUCUGCAAGAUGUUUCCACAAUGGACGUUUCAUCCAAAAGAUGAGACAGAAACUUGUCACCCUUCCAAAUGUAAGACUGGAACAAGGAACAGUAACAUCUUUGAUUGAAGAAAGGGGAAGUGUAAAAGGUGUAAACUACAAGACAAAAGAUACUGGAGGAGGACAGCUAACUGCUUAUGCCCCUCUUACUAUUGUUUGCGAUGGUUGUUUUUCAAAUCUACGACGCUCCUUGUGCAAUUCAAAGGUGGAUGUUUCAUCUAGUUUUGUUGGAUUAAUUCUAAAAGAUUGUCAUCUCCCACAUGAGAACCAUUCAGUUCUUAUCAUGUCAGACACCUCACCAAUGUCAAUUUAUCCAAUAAGCAGCACUGAGAUACGUUGUAUGAUUCUUAUUCCUGAUCAAACAGCUCCUUCCAUCGCCAACGGAGAUAUGGUCAACUAUUUGAAAACUGUCGUAGCUCCUCAGGUGCCUGGCGAAAUGAGAGAUGCAUUCCUAGCAGCAGCAGGUGACAAGGAAAACAUAAGAAGAAUGCAACUCAGAAGCAUGCCUGCAGAGAAUUCUCAGACAAAACCAGGCUGUCUACUCAUUGGAGAUGCAUUUAACAUGAGACACCCUAUAACAGGUGGAGGAAUGACUGUUGCUCUCUCCGACAUAGUUGUCCUUCGCGAUCUUCUUAGAACUCUGCCUGACUUUAAUGAUGCAAAUGCCGUCUCCAGCUCUCUUCAACGCUUCUACACUCUCAGAAAACCGCUAGCAUCAACAAUUAACAUAGUGGCUGACGUAUUAUACCAAUUAGUCCUCUCUGAUCCAUCAAGAAAAGAGAUUAGAGAAGCAUGUUAUGGUUAUAUAAGCCUUGGAGGGAUAUUUAAAAAUGGACUAGCUGCUAUGGUUGCUGGCCUAAAUCCAAGGCCUCUCAGCUUGGCUUUUCAUUUCAUUGCUUUGGGACUCUAUGCCGCUGCUCGUUCAUUAUUUCCAUUUCCUUCUCCAAUGGCUGUUUGGCGCGUCGCCAAACUUCUUUUUGUUGCAGUUGGUAUGAUUCUCCCCAUUAUUAAAGCAGAAGGAAUUAGACAAAUGUUCUUUCCAGUUACUCUUCUACCCCACCAUACGACUUACUAAUGAAUUUGAAAACCAGAGGUUGUAUAUGCCAUAUCAAAUUAAGACUUAAAAAUUGCGGACAUAUAUAUAUGUCUCCUUCGUUCUAAUUAGCCCACCCCUCUAUAUAAGUUCUUUGGUUGACUUUUUAAUCUUGUUACAGUUGACUAAUUUUAUUCAACUAGCAUUAGGAUUGAAGGUAAGGUUUAAGUCUCUCUUUGUAAUUGUUUUAGUAAUACUGUGUGUGGUAGAAUCAAUGUCGAUCCCCACCACGAAAUAAAUUGCACUAGUUUCUUUUUUGA
Molecule: messenger RNA, 2192 nt
Organism: Capsicum annuum
Lineage: Eukaryota; Viridiplantae; Streptophyta; Magnoliopsida; Solanales; Solanaceae
Product: squalene monooxygenase SE1
Exons: 8
Coding region: 346-1914 (522 amino acids)
Biological process (GO): sterol biosynthetic process
Cellular component (GO): endoplasmic reticulum; membrane
Molecular function (GO): squalene monooxygenase activity; flavin adenine dinucleotide binding
Source: RefSeq, a predicted model, not a curated record